AUGAGUAUGCGCUGGCUAUUGUCCGCGCUCGCUGCCGUCGCCGCCAUGGACCCGUCGGCUAACCCGAACUGCUACCUCGUGCCGAUUCUUGUGAUCUCGCCGCACACGCCUCUUCCGGCCAUGAACUGCGUGAACAAGCCUUUUCCGGCGGGUGACUGCAUGAAGGAGGUCGUGCGUGCGACAUUGACGACUGUGGACACGAUCAAGACCCACGGGACGGAGUGGAACUGCCUCGGCGACGCUGACCACGUCGAGUACGCGUCCAGCGUCCACUACCGCGGCGACUCGACGCUGCGUCUCAUCAAGCACCAAAUGGCCAUCAAGCUCGACACACCGAAGUCGUUCUUGGGCCUUCCCGCCGACACGCCGUGGUCGCUCCACGGCCCUUACUUCGACGCGAGCUUGCUUCGCAACCACGUCGCUCACCACAUCUUUCGGCAGACGGGGCCGCCCAAGGAAGCGCUCCAUGCCCCAUCUGUGGACCCGUGCUGGGUGACUGUUGGCAGUUAUGGUCGCAUGUGGUGGCUUACGCCAACCUGCAGCGGCUUUGGCUGGUGUGCGCAGGGCCCCGGUGCCAAGUGCCAGUGCACGGCCGGCCGCAAGACGUUCGACUGCUCGCCCAACCCACCGUCGCACUUGAUUGCGAUCACCGCGUCUUCGGAGGACUCAACCGCGAUGAGCAACCCGCUUGUGUGGGCUGGCGCCGCCGCCGCGCUUACUGCCGUUGCCGUCAUUAUCGUGAUCAAGCGCAAGCGAAACCCCGGUUACGAAACCUUGUAA
Messenger RNA from Saprolegnia parasitica CBS 223.65, 780 nucleotides. RefSeq lists its product as hypothetical. Bases 1 to 780 code for a protein of 259 amino acids. The transcript is spliced from 2 exons. The record is from RefSeq and is a predicted model, not a curated record. Lineage: Eukaryota; Oomycota; Saprolegniomycetes; Saprolegniales; Saprolegniaceae.